AGCUUUUUUCCAUCGUUUUUCAAUCCAAACAUGGCUUGCCUUUCCUACUGUUCGUCGAGCACAGAGUUCGUCCCAUCACCUUGCGGUUCAAUUUCGCGAUUUCGAAACCUAUUUUAUUUUCAGUUCGAUCGAUCUGUUUCCAUCGAUCAGGUUGAGAGAUCUGUUUCUCCACUUAGACUCCAUUAAUCAACCUGUUUCCAGCCCCAUGGCUCCUUCCCCAGAAAGAAGCACCCAGAACCGAUUACAAAAGCGCCUGUCCGCAGAACCCUCUGAUCUCUCCGGAAUCAUCGACGCAAUAUCUCAUAAAGCUUGCCCCAUAUGCCUCUGUGAAAUCGAGCCGGGCCGGGCCGGAUUCCUUCCACUGUGCAGACAUGCUUUUUGCGCGGGUUGCAUCCGCAGGUGGAGCGGAUACAAGCGCGUGUGUCCACUUUGCAAGGCUCCCUUUGGCUCUUCACUCCUCGUGAUUGAUCUCUCCUCUCGAACCCUCAAGAAAACUGCACUGGAUUAUGGUCCGCCGUCCUUAGGUUUUCCGGCACGACGGAGAAACCCCUCCGAGGAGCUGAGGUUUAUAAGAAGAAGAAGAAGAAGAAGAGCAUGCCGGAAUACCCAAUGCUCAAGAACGAGAGAAUAUCCGAGGAUGAGGUCAUUUGGCACAUUGGAUGAUGCAAGCCUCGGUGUCAUCAAGGAGAGAAAACUUCAAUGGCGGGAAAGUAUAUAUGAAAUGAAAUUGCAGGCUGUCCCUUUCGCAUCUAAGAGUCGUGUUUUAGAGAAAAUGGAGGACAAUAAUGGGGUUAAAGCUAUGGUCGUACAAAGAAUAGAGCCAUGGAUACAGAGGGAGCUUGAGGCUAUACUUCACGACCCCAAUCCAUCCGUUAUUGUACAUGUUGCCACCUCACUUUUUGUCUCCACAAAUGGGAGAAGUGGCCAAUCUUCUUCCAGAGAACGAUACACGAGGGAUGAAUUUCUUACCCCUCUCAGGCCUUUCUUGCACGAUACAGCUGAACUGUUCUGGCACGAGCUUAGAUGUUUCGCUGAGAGCCCUUUCUCUAUUGAGACAUAUGAUACUGUGGUGGAGUAUAAAUCGCCGGACCAAACCUAGAGAACAUCAUGGUUCACGAAAGAGUGCAGGUUUCUUGGAGCGGGACUAGAGUUGGUCACGGUCCUUGGUUAGAUCACGAACCAUAUCAGAACGAGUUGCUAACGUGAACUGGAGAAACAAUCGGUUCCGUGUUACUUUUAUGGUUUGCAAAAGAAAAAAGGGAACCAAAGACCAUGAGAACCAUAGUGAUCCAGUUUGGAACCAAAGAUGAUUAGUCUUUAUCAUGAUUUGAGUUGGGUCAUUAAAUUAGUUGCUUAUGCAUUGUACAUUUGUAGGAUAGUUGGGUCAUGUACUUGUAAAUUGAGUUGUAUUUUUUAUUAUUUUAUUUUUUUUGCAUAAGAGAAACUACUAUGCUGACAUAUGGGCCGGCUUAGGGCUGAAUGUUUGAGCAAACAAGGCCUAAAAACCCAUAAACGGCCAGGCCAACCGGAAACAUUUCAUCUCCUUCCGAAGGCCAAAGCUCCAUAGUCGGCCGGUGGCAGCUCCCGCCCAGGCAAUCGGAAACCAGACUUCCCACGCUAUUCACCCCAUCUUUUUGUUCCAAACCCAAAGCCCCGCAGUUGUGCCAUAUUCCGAGAGUGGUCCAUUAUUCAAGUUGGGCCGAGAAUGGGUUCUGGAUUGAUUAACGCUAACCCCAUUAUUUAUGAGAAGAAGGAACGCCGAGCACGAUGUGCACCCAUUGUUGUUGAUGAAUAUGCAGUGGAGCCAAUUGACCAAGAAGAAAUAUUUGAUAUCCUU
This is a messenger RNA of Cuscuta campestris, 1837 nucleotides long. Lineage: Eukaryota; Viridiplantae; Streptophyta; Magnoliopsida; Solanales; Convolvulaceae. The record is from the annotation of a GenBank genome assembly.